Gallus gallus (chicken) is the source of this 1209-nucleotide messenger RNA. RefSeq names its product arachidonate 5-lipoxygenase activating protein (gene ALOX5AP). Gene Ontology annotation, biological process: leukotriene biosynthetic process. Gene Ontology annotation, cellular component: membrane; nuclear envelope; endoplasmic reticulum. The transcript has 5 exons. Gene Ontology annotation, molecular function: glutathione transferase activity; glutathione peroxidase activity; leukotriene-C4 synthase activity. The coding region runs from base 37 to 522 and encodes 161 amino acids. The record is from RefSeq and is marked validated. Lineage: Eukaryota; Metazoa; Chordata; Aves; Galliformes; Phasianidae.
GUGGCUGCACUGUCCAUCCCACUGCGCGCUCACAAAAUGGACCAGGAGACCCUGGGGAGCGUCGUCCUGCUCGCCAUUGUCACCUUGAUCAGCGUCAUCCAGAACGCUUUUUUUGCUAGCAAAUUGGAGCAUGAGAGUAAACACUGCAAUGGCAAAGGAAUCCAGCGGCCAGGCUCCUCUGCCUUUGAACGUGUCUACACUGCCAACCAAAAUUGUGGGCACACAUACCCUACGUUUCUCGCCGUGCUUUGGUGCGCUGGGCUUCUCUGCAGCCAAGCACCUGCCGCCUUUGCUGGCCUGAUGUACUUGUUUGUGAGGCAGAAGUACUUUGUGGGCUACCUGGGGGAGAGGACCCAGAGCACUCCUGGGUACUUGUUUGGGAAGCGUAUCAUUUUGUUCCUGUUCCUCAUGUCUGUGGCCGGGAUACUCAACUACUAUCUCAUCUACUUCUUUGGAAGUGACUUCGAAAUUCACAUAAAAACGAUAACCAGUGCCAUCUCACCGCUGCUCCUCAUUCCCUAGCUCUUCACAGUGCCCAGGGGUCAGCCUGCUUCACAUAUCAAUAUCCAGAAGCAGCUAUAAUUCAGCUGUUUAAGAAAUAAACCUAUAACCCUUUCAAAAUGCUGUAAAUCUAAUGCUCAGUGGGCUUUGUAGCUUGAUUUAACCUUGCUUUUUCCUUCAGGAAAAAGAUUUAUUGUGAGCACUCAGCAUGCUCAAGGAACAGUAACAACUUCCACUUAAUUCAUUGGAGUUUUUUUCAUUAAACUGCAUCUUGAAAGCCAGUUGCAUGACUGCAAGGGACAUUUUAUACUUUCAUUCUAACUAUUUUCCUUAGCGCUCAUAAUGAAAGCCGGGAGCCUCUGAGCUUCAUCCCUGAAGGAUGUGCAGCCACGACCACGUCCUGAAGCAGGCUUUCACCAUCAACCUGCACCCAUCUGCCCCUGCAAAUGCACAGGGCAGCCUCUUCUCCUACCCUUUCCCUUGCAUUUGUUGGUGACUGAGGGCAAGACAACAGGCUGGCCCCUGUCUGGUUUUCCUUGAUCAAUAUUCAUGUGUGUAAUGCUCCCAGCACUGAUCUCAUCCAUACCUCGGCCUGGCUAUCCUCCCAGAGCUGUGGAAAGGGGCCUUACAUCAAUGAGGAUCUGGUAAAUUGACAGCAAGAUUGGUUUUGUUUUGCUUUGCUUAAUAAAACAGCCUGAAAGGAUGAAA